AGCUCACUUUUUUUAUUUUAUUUGACAAAAGACUUUUCCAUCAAAACAAACAGCUCCCAUCCCAUAUACAUCCUAAACCAUGACUGUUCCAUUUCUCCCACUUGUUAACCCCAAAUAUGCCUUUGCUUUCACCCCAUACCCACCGCUCUCAGCUCAGCCCUGGGCCUCCGGAAAUGAACAUGGAGUUGGAUAAGGAGUUUGAUGUUCUACCUUUUGGUGUGGAUUACGGCAGGCUUGAAAACGGCCUCGUUUACUAUGUCAAGUGUAAUCCUAAGCCGAAGAAACGAGCUUCUCUUGCUCUUGCUGUCAAAGUCGGCUCGAUUUUGGAAGAGGAAGAUGAGCGCGGAGUUGCUCACAUAGUUGAGCAUCUUGCCUUCUCUGCCACAAAGAAAUACACGAACCACAGCAUUGUUAAAUUCCUCGAAAGUAUUGGAGCCGAAUUCGGACCUUGUCAGAACGCAUCCACAUCCUUUGAUGAGACUGUGUACAAAUUGUUGAUCCCCAUUGACAAGCCUGAGCUUUUAUCUGAAGCUAUUCAAGUCCUGGCUGAGUUUAGUUCAGAGAUUCGGCUCUCGAAAGAUGAUUUGGAGAAAGAGAGAGGAGCAGUUAUGGAAGAGUAUAGAGAUGAUCGAAAUGCUAGUGGAAGGAUUCUUGAUGCGUAUUGGACAUUGAUGAUGGAAGGCUCCAAGUAUGCUGAUCGAUUACCGAUUGGACUGGAAAAUGUAAUAAAAACUGUUUCUCCUCAAACUUUGAAGCAAUUCUAUAAAAAAUGGUACCAUCUAUCCAAUAUGGCAGUGAUUGCUGUUGGAGAUUUCUCUGAUACAAAGAGUGUCAUUGAAUUGAUAAAGACUAACUUUGGGCAUAAAUAUUCAGCAUUUGACCCUCCACCGAUACCCCAGUUUAAAGUUCCUUUCCACGAGGAUCCUCGCUUUUCAUAUUUUGUUGAACCUGAAGCUUCCGGGUCCGCAGUGGUGAUUAGCUAUAAAAUGCAAGCAGAUGGAAUGAAGACAGUGAAAUACUAUAGGGAAAUGCUGGUGAAAUCCAUGUUCCGUAUUGCUCUGAAUCGAAGGUUGUUUCGGAUUUCCCGAAGAAAGGAUGCGCCCUAUUUAUCAUGUUCGAUUGCUUCAUAUGUUCUUGUUCGCGAUUUAAAGGCUUAUAUAAUGACUUCAUCUUGUAAAGAAAAGGGGACUUUAGAAGCCCUUGAAUCCAUGCUUAUGGAGAUUGCAAGAGUACGACUUCAUGGAUUCUCAGAACGUGAAAUAUCUGUCGCUCGAGCUCUACUGAUGUCGAAUAUUGAAUCUGCAUAUCUGGAACGUGAUCAAAUGGAAUCAAGCAGCUUGCGAUAUGAUUAUACACAGCACUUCACUGAUAAUAAACCCAUUAUUGGGAUAGAAUAUGAAGCUCAGCUCCACAAGUUUAUUCUCCCUGAUAUAUUAGCAUCAGAGGUAUCCAAGUUUGCUGAGAAAUUAUGGACAUCAUGUAGCUGUGUCAUACAGAUAGUUGAACCCCAAGCUUUUUCCGUCAUCGAUGACAUGAAAAAUAUUGUCAUGAAGAUCAACAAGCUUGAGAAUACAAGGAGCAUUUCUCCUUGGGAUGAUGAACAUGUUCCGGAAGAAAUAAUCAACUCAAAGCCAAAUACAGGGAACAUUGUUGAGCAGCGAGAGCAUGUAAAUAUUGGAGCUACUGAAUUGACUCUAUCAAAUGGCAUGCGUGUUUGCUAUAAGUGUACAGAUUUCUUUAAUGACCAGGUUCUUUUCACCGGUUUCUCCUAUGGUGGUUUAUCUGAACUCCCAGAAAGCAAGUAUUUCUCAUCUUCAAUGGGAUCAACAAUUGCAGAGGAAAUUGGCAUGUUCGGUCAUAGACCAUCGGUGCUAAUGGAUAUGCUGGCCGGUAAGAGAGUUGAUGUGGAUAUAGGGAUCAGAUCUUACAAGAGAACAUUUUAUGGUGGUUGUUCACCCUUGUACUUGGAAAUUGCCUUUCAGCUUGUUUACCAACUUUUUACAACAAAAGUAACACCAGAUGAUGAAGUCAUGAAAAGAGUGAUGCAAGUGAAAGAGGAAGCAAUUCUUGCCCGAGAAAGGGAUCCCUACACUUCAUUUUCUAAGCGAGCAAGGGAGAUCAACUAUGGGAACUCUUAUUUUUUCCGGCCUUUUGAAAUAAAUGAUCUUCAGAAAGUCAAUCUAUUAAAAGCAUGUGAAUAUUUCAAUACUUGCUUUAAGGACCCGUCGACUUUUACUGUCGUAAUCGUUGGGAAAACCGAUCCCACAGUUGCAGUUCCUUUGAUACUGAAGUAUUUGGGUGGAAUAGAAAAGCCUCCUCAACCUAUUCUCCAUUAUAACUCUGACUACAUCAAGGGCCUUCCAUUUAAAUAUCCUAAAUCCAUGACUAGAGAAAUCGUAUGCAGUCCCAUGAUCGAAGCUCAAUGUAUGGUCCAGAUAUGCUUUCCUAUAGAGCUGAAGAAUGUAGCCAUGGAAGAAGAGAUUCAUUAUACAGGGUUCCUAACCAAACUACUAGAAACAAAACUACUUCAGCUUCUCCGAUUCAAACAUGGCCAGAUCUACUCUGCAAGUGUUUCAGAAUUCAUUGAUGGUGAUCUACCAUGUCUAACUGGAGAUAUUUGCGGUAACAUUCGAAUUGAAUUUUCCUGCGAUCCAAAAAUCUCAUCGAAACUGGUUGAUCUUGCUUUGAAUGAAAUACUACGUCUUCAAGAGGAAGGGCCCUCAGAUCAAGAUGUUGAAACCAUACUCGAAAUUGAACAGAGAGCCCAUGAAAAUGGAUUGCAGGAAAACUAUUACUGGCUAAAUCAGAUUCUCGGCAGUUAUCAAUCACGGAUUUAUUCUGGUGAUAUCGGAACUUCUUUCAAGAUUCUAGAUGAAGGGCGUUCAAAAGUAAGAAAAUCUCUGACGCCAUUAACAAUGCAGUUGGCGUUGCAGAGGAUAAUGCCGCGCAGAAAUCAGCACACUGUUGUGAUUCUAAUGCCCCAAACAUCUUGGUUCAAGAGGAUAAAAUCAUUUUCACAAUGGACCCGUCAAGGGAUAGAUAUGAAGGUUACAGCAGCCAUUGCUGGUUUCACAGUUUUGGCUCUCGGUUUUCGGAGACACUCGAAGAAAUCUUAGAAGAAAAGAAACUGUGUUUAUUCAAAUCUCCAUUUUCUGAUGAACAUGGAAAUUUCAUGCAAGUCAAGAAUUCAUUGAUGGAAGAGAGUUUAGUUCCAGCAUUAUUGAUAUUUGAUUUCCAGUGUGAAUGGAUUCAGCAACAUAUUGUGUUCUU
Molecule: messenger RNA, 3270 nt
Organism: Hibiscus syriacus
Lineage: Eukaryota; Viridiplantae; Streptophyta; Magnoliopsida; Malvales; Malvaceae
Product: zinc protease PQQL-like
Exons: 21
Coding region: 117-3116 (999 amino acids)
Biological process (GO): proteolysis
Molecular function (GO): metal ion binding; metalloendopeptidase activity
Source: RefSeq, a predicted model, not a curated record